ACCAUAGCCGAGCAGACAGCCCUUAUGGACGAUGAACUCGAUCAAUUCACCACCACGGUGCAAGAAGCAGCCAUCAGUGCGCCAUAUCUAGUGUUGGACAAAGUGAUUCAGGAUCUAGCGCCCUCUGGCUAUAAGCUAGAUAGGAUGCUUUUCCAACAGCCCGAACAUUUUGCCAACAUCUCUUCGUUGAUUUCCACUACACCAAAGUCCGCCAUACAAGCCACUAUAAUGGUCAUGACUUACUUGAGCCAUGCUACGUAUGUUUAUGGCUAUGAUAUCACAGAACAGGAGAGAUGGGAUAGAUUCUGCUUCAAGUACGUUGAGACGAGUCUGCCAUGGAUAGCCAGCAAAUUCUUUCUCGAUCAGACCUACAGCGAUGAGAGGCGCGAUUUUGUCACCACCAUGACUGAGGACCUGCGAAGUGCUUAUUUGCAACGACUCGAAGGGAUAGAGUGGAUUACAAAGGAGACCAAGGCACUCGUUCAUGAGAAGAUCUCUAAUAUAGUGACCAAAAUCGGAUACCCCGAGCACACUCCGAAUGCAAGAAACGCUACAGAUCUUAUGGCCUACUACAGCCCAAUACAGAUCACCGAGUCUCUUUACAAGAACGUGAUUAGCAUCCGAGAAUGGGAUCAUAACCGGGUAUGGGAUCUUCUGAAUCAUCCCGUUGACCAAAAAAUCUGGCCCGGCAGUACAGUAUAUGCAUGGAUAGCGAAUGCAUUCUACGCGAAUGUAUGGAGCUAUGCAGUGAUACCAGCCGGGAUCACUCAAGCCCCGAUCUAUUACGAGGGCGCACCUAGCUACAUUACGUACAGCUCGCUGGGUAUGAUCUUAGGACAUGAACUUACUCAUGCAUUGGAUACGGACGGUCGAUUAUGGGACCAGAAUCGACGAUACAAAUCCUGGUGGGACGAACAAAGCAUCGCCAACUUCGAAAACCGAUCAGAAUGUUUCGUCAAGCAGUAUUCGGAGAUGAAAGCCGUUGACAAUUUCGGCGAGGCCAUACUCAACCAAGAUGGAAAACCGUAUUUCGUGAAUGGAACGAUGACCGUUUCCGAGAACAUCGCAGAUGCUGGGGGUCUUGGGAUGGCUUGGGAGGCCUGGCUUGCGCACGAGAAGAAGGGACCUUCACGGUCGCUUCCAGGGCUCGAGAACUUCACGAAAGAACAGCUCUUCUAUAUCAACUCCGCUCAGACCUGGUGCACCAAGUCCUCGAGGAAGAGUAUGCUCAGUCUACUGCUUGAGGAAAGUCAUGCUCCUGGCUUUGCGCGCAUAUUAGGGCCGACUCAGAACUCCAAAGGAUUCAAUGACGCUUUUCAGUGUAAGAGAGAGCCGGUGUGUGAACUGUGGUAA
Periconia digitata is the source of this 1353-nucleotide messenger RNA. NCBI's taxonomy places the organism in Eukaryota, Fungi, Ascomycota, Dothideomycetes, Pleosporales, Periconiaceae. The record is from the annotation of a GenBank genome assembly.